Messenger RNA from Mandrillus leucophaeus (drill), 620 nucleotides. Its product is annotated as 2-oxoglutarate and iron-dependent oxygenase domain-containing protein 2-like. The record is from RefSeq and is a predicted model, not a curated record. Bases 138 to 365 code for a protein of 75 amino acids. Lineage: Eukaryota; Metazoa; Chordata; Mammalia; Primates; Cercopithecidae. The transcript has 2 exons.
UGGCGAGGUGCAUCUUCGUCCUUUUCCGCCCUUGGGAACUUACAGCGGCCCCUUGGCCGCUGGUUCCGCGCCUCCCGCGGUUGGGGCGUACCCGGAAGUGCCCCUGCGGAAGCGGGCAGGGCCGUGGGCGCUUCACUAUGGCGACGGUGGCGGCACCGCGGCGCUUUUGCCGCUGCGCCUGCUUCUACACGGAUAACUUGUACGUGGCGCGCUAUGGGCUGCACGUGCGUUUCCGAGGCGAGCAGCAGCUGCUCCGGGACUACGGCCCGAUCCUGCGCAGCCGAGGCUGUGUUAGCGCCAAGGACUUCCAGCAGCUGUUAGCAGAGGUACCAGUCCCCUGUCCCUGCACAGCUCCUCCUUGUUAGAUUUGUGUCCGCAGCUUGAGGGGUCCCCUAGCCUCAGUCCCUGAUCCCUGAAGGAUCAUUUAGGCCUUCACUUUCCUCCUUCCUGCCCCCCACUCAUCCCUCCACACCUGGGUCUUGGCACCAGGAGAGAGAAGGGGAAAUGCUGAGUUGCCUAGUCAUGCCGUUCUUAACACCUCUGCGAGAUAAGCACAAGCACCACCCUCAUUUUGGAUUGAGAAGCUGAGGCUUAAAGAAGGAUCACUUGCCCAAGCUUUU